This is a messenger RNA of Bombina bombina (fire-bellied toad), 1523 nucleotides long. Its product is annotated as cytochrome P450 2G1-like. Gene Ontology annotation, cellular component: cytoplasm; intracellular membrane-bounded organelle. The transcript is spliced from 9 exons. Gene Ontology annotation, biological process: xenobiotic metabolic process. The record is from RefSeq and is a predicted model, not a curated record. Gene Ontology annotation, molecular function: heme binding; iron ion binding; oxidoreductase activity, acting on paired donors, with incorporation or reduction of molecular oxygen, reduced flavin or flavoprotein as one donor, and incorporation of one atom of oxygen. NCBI's taxonomy places the organism in Eukaryota, Metazoa, Chordata, Amphibia, Anura, Bombinatoridae. The coding region runs from base 15 to 1496 and encodes 493 amino acids.
GCUGUCUUACAAUCAUGGAUACUUCAUGGCUAUGGACGCUGUUUUUGGCAGUAUUACUCUCCUAUAUAUACUCAUUAUGGAAAAGAACCUACAAGAAAAGCAAUCUCCCCCCAGGUCCAACCCCUCUCCCCAUCAUUGGAAACUUACUGCAUGUAAAGAGGGGGGAACUUGUAAAGUCUUUGAUGAAACUGUGGAAAACGUAUGGCUCUGUGUAUACUCUUUACUUUGGGUCAAAACCUGUAGUUAUACUUUGUGGCCACCAAACCGUGAAAGAAGCUCUUGUUGAUCAAGCUGACGACUUCAGUGGACGGGGAAAGAUGCCUACUGUGGACAGAAUUCUUCAAGGUUAUGGAGUUAUAAUGGCUAAUGGAGAGCGCUGGAAACAGCUACGUCGCUUUACUAUUACAACCUUAAGGAAUUUCGGUAUGGGGAAGCGGAGCAUUGAAGAAAGAAUACAGGAGGAGGCCCAGAGUCUGGUAGAGGCUAUUCGAAAAUGUGAACAGCGGCCAUUUAAUCCAACAAACCUUUUGGUUCAAGCUGUGUCCAAUGUGAUCUGCUCUGUGGUGUUUGGAAAACGGUUUGAGUAUGAAGAUGUUGAGUUUCUAAAACUUCUGAACCUGCUUAAUGAGUCCUUUAUACAUUUCAGCUCUACGUGGGGACAGCUGCAAGAUAUGCUGCCCAAAAUUAUGGAUCACAUUCCGGGACCUCAUCAUAAGGUUGAUGCCAUCCUAAAUAUGUUUGCUCAGUUUGUUAAGGAGAGAGCAAAGGAAAAUAAUAAAACUCUGGAUCCAACAUCACCCCGUGAUUACAUAGACUGCUUUCUUAUCAAAAUGAAACAGGAUAAUCAAAACCCAGCUUCUGAAUUUGGCAUGAAGAACCUUGUAAUGUCUACCUCAGGCCUAUUCUUUGCUGGAACAGAGACGGUCAGCAGCACCUUAAGACAUGGGUUACUCAUUCUUCUCAAGUAUCCAGAAAUUGAAGCGAAAAUUCAUGAGGAAAUAGACCGUGUGAUUGGCCAGAACCGCAACCCAACCAUCGAUGACCGAAACAAGAUGCCAUAUACAGAUGCUGUAAUACAUGAGAUUCAAAGAUUUAGUGAUGUUAUUCCUAUGAGUGUCCCUCACUGCGUCACAAGGGACACCACGUUCCAUGGCUACACCAUACCCGCGGGAACUGAUGUCUUACCAUUGUUGUGUACUGUUCUCCGGGAUCCAACCCAAUUUGCUACGCCUGAAAAAUUUAACCCUGGACACUUUCUGGACAGUAACGGAUGCUUUAAGAAAAGUGAUGCAUUUGUGCCAUUUUCUACAGGAAAACGCAUCUGCGCUGGGGAAGGUCUAGCUAAAAUGGAACUUUUCUUGUUCUUGACUUACAUCCUCCAGAAUUUUAAGCUGUCCUCAAAAACCCAAUUCACAGACGAUUAUAUCAAGCCUCAAAUGACUGGAUUUUCCAAUGUUCCAAAACCAUACGAGUUAUCAUUUAUACCUCGAAUUUAAAAACACCUAAUAAAACUACAAGAUAAA